AGUGAGUUUACCCCUAUGAGACGGUGAGAGGCCCGGGGCCUACCUCAAAGGAGCGGGGUCGCGGCACCGGCUUGCAGCGGGCCCCCUCCCGGUUCCCGGGCCCGGCGGCUCGGCGGCGGCUCGGUUGUGAGGAGGCGGGGAAGUGGGUGUCUGGCCCCCGCCAUGGAGGGUAUGGACGUGGACCUGGACCCCGAGCUGAUGCAGAAGUUCAGCUGCUUGGGCACCACCGACAAGGACGUGCUUAUCUCCGAGUUCCAGCGACUGCUCGGCUUCCAGCUCAACCCGGCCGGCUGCGCCUUCUUCCUGGACAUGACCAACUGGAACCUACAAGCAGCAAUUGGCGCUUACUAUGACUUCGAGAGCCCAAACAUCACUGUGCCCUCUAUGUCCUUUGUUGAAGAUGUCACCAUAGGAGAAGGAGAGUCGAUACCACCAGAUACUCAGUUUAUAAAAACGUGGAGGAUCCAGAAUUCUGAUGUCAUCUGGGUGAUUCUCAGUGUGGAGGUGGGUGGACUUUUAGGAGUAACGCAGCAGCUGUCAUCUUUUGAAACGGAGUUCAACACACAGCCACAUCGCAAGGUAGAAGGAAACUUCAACCCGUUUGCCUCUCCCCAAAAGAACCGACAAUCAGAUGAAAACAACCUAAAAGACCCUGGGGGUUCCGAGUUCGACUCGAUCAGCAAAAACACAUGGGCUCCUGCUCCAGACCAAACUGAGCAAGAUCAGAAUAGACUCUCACAGAACUCUGUAAAUCUAUCCCCCAACAGUCACUCAAACAACUUAUCAGUAGUGACUUACAGUAAGGGGCUCCACGGGCCUUACCCCUUCGGCCAGUCUUAAAUGGGUGUCUCAGCAAGAAGAAAAAUUAAAAGACAGAAGGCUUGACUUUGGGGGGGAGGGCAAGGGGUUCCUCUGGAUUGCAGACCACACCGCAUGGACCCCUGGCUCUGACCUCUCACCCGGAAGAAGAGGAAGAAGCAGAACAGACUAGUUUUGAGUAAACUCAGUAUGCAUGUGUGAAUGCUGAAUCACAGGAUUGGUGUUUGAGGCUACCAAGAAGAAAUCCAUGCAGCCACUUUGGGUUUUGUUUAUUAGGUGUCAGUUUAAUAAAUCAUUAGGUCACUCGGGAAGGGAAAGAAAGUUAAAACGGGGGAAAAAAAGCCAUCUUUUUAAACAAAAAUUAUUUUGCCUACAGAGAGGUUGCCAUUUUGAGCACAUGUUAAUUCCCCCUCCCUCUUUCCCCAUUUGUUUUUCUUUUAAAUAUGGGCUAUUGUACUCUUCAUAGAAUAGCUGCUUGCUCUGGAAGCGAUUCAGGCUUCAAAGCUAGAGUGGCAUGUUUUGGGACUCUGCGGGUCAGUGCUACCAGGGUCCAUCUGCCGAACCACAUGACUUGGGAUGUCCCUGACCCCAUUUGUGUGUAAUGGCAUCAGUCAGUGGGUUAUCACCCUUUUCCUCCUCCUUUUCCUUUUAAUCUUCUGUUGAUUUACACCUUUGACAUUUGUAUUCAUCAAGCCUGUGGCUUGUCAUCACCAUCAGGAGGACCUCUCUGAAGACCAGACUUCCCUGUGUGAUCAGCAGAGGAAGUCUUGAGGACAGAUCUCGGGUGAUACAGGAGAGUGUGAGGCCGAGAGGUGUCCUGUGUGCUCUUGGAAUGAUUCAAAUUGCUUUUCUUCC
Chrysochloris asiatica (Cape golden mole) is the source of this 1674-nucleotide messenger RNA. RefSeq names its product chromosome unknown open reading frame, human C6orf106 (gene ILRUN). NCBI's taxonomy places the organism in Eukaryota, Metazoa, Chordata, Mammalia, Afrosoricida, Chrysochloridae. The coding region runs from base 163 to 840 and encodes 225 amino acids. Gene Ontology annotation, cellular component: phagophore assembly site. Gene Ontology annotation, molecular function: ubiquitin binding. The transcript is spliced from 4 exons. Gene Ontology annotation, biological process: macroautophagy. The record is from RefSeq and is a predicted model, not a curated record.